This is a messenger RNA of Colletotrichum higginsianum IMI 349063, 3276 nucleotides long. RefSeq names its product Nucleolar atpase. The transcript is spliced from 4 exons. Lineage: Eukaryota; Fungi; Ascomycota; Sordariomycetes; Glomerellales; Glomerellaceae. Gene Ontology annotation, biological process: rRNA acetylation involved in maturation of SSU-rRNA. The coding region runs from base 1 to 3276 and encodes 1091 amino acids. The record is from RefSeq and is a predicted model, not a curated record. Gene Ontology annotation, cellular component: nucleolus; 90S preribosome. Gene Ontology annotation, molecular function: tRNA binding; ATP binding; 18S rRNA cytidine N-acetyltransferase activity.
AUGGUAAGCUUGCGCCGACCUCAGCAAGCCCGUAGCCGCCAACUUACACCACUACCCCGCCAACUGCGAGCUCUUUCCAAGAUGUCGUCGCGCAAGGCAGUAGACCAGCGGAUCCCGAAUCUCAUUUACAACGGCUUGCAGGAGAAGAAGCGAAGCUUCUUUGUCGUUGUCGGAGACCAUGCCAAGGAUGUCAUUGUAAACCUCCACUACUUGAUGUCCCAGCGAGACAUCAAGCAGAACAAGUCUGUCCUGUGGGCAUACAAGAACAAGCUCCUGGGCUUCACCAGUCACCGCAAGAAGCGUGAGAACAAGAUCAAGAAGGAGAUCAAGCGCGGCACCCGCGAAGCCAACGAGUCCGACCCCUUCGAGCUUUUCGUGUCCCUCCACAACAUCCGAUAUGUCUACUACAAGGAGACCGAGAAGGUACUCGGAAACACCUUUGGCAUGUGCAUUCUGCAAGACUUUGAGGCCAUGACACCGAACAUCCUGGCGAGAACGAUUGAGACGGUCGAGGGUGGCGGUCUGGUCGUCCUCCUGCUCAAGGGUAUGACCAGCUUGAAGCAGCUGUACACCAUGUCCAUGGACAUCCACUCGCGAUACCGGACAGAGGCGCACGACGACGUUGUCGCUCGUUUCAACGAGCGCUUCAUCCUCUCCCUGGGAAGCUGCGACUCUUGUCUCGUCAUCGACGACGAAAUGAACGUCCUACCCAUCUCGGGCGGCAAGAACGUCAAGGGACUGCCGCCGGCCGACAAGGACAUUGUCAAGACGGAAGCGCAGCAGGAAUUGGAGGACAUGAAGGAGGCCCUACAAGAUACCCAACCAGUCGGCUCCCUGGUUACCCUUGCGAAGACGGUCGACCAGGCCAAGGCGCUGCUGACCUUUGUGGACGCCAUCGCCGAGAAAACCCUGAGGAGCACGGUGACCUUGACUGCCGCCAGAGGACGUGGAAAAUCUGCGGCCAUGGGUGUGGCUGUUGCGGCUGCUGUAGCACACGGCUACAGCAAUAUCUUCAUCACUUCCCCCUCGCCCGAGAACUUGAAGACUCUGUUCGAGUUCGUCUUCAAGGGCUUUGAUGCGCUCGGCUACGCAGAUCACGCCGAUUACUCCAUCAUCCAGUCCACGAACCCUGACUUCAACAAGGCCAUCGUCAGAGUCAACAUUCACCGGGCGCAUCGCCAGACGAUCCAGUACAUCAGACCCCAGGAUGCUCACGUUCUGGGCCAGGCAGAGCUGGUCGUCAUCGAUGAGGCCGCCGCCAUCCCCUUACCCCUGGUUCGCAAGCUCAUGGGUCCUUACCUGGUCUUCAUGGCCUCCACCAUCAACGGUUACGAGGGCACCGGACGUUCGUUGUCGCUGAAGCUGAUCAAGCAGCUGAGGGAGCAGUCAAGACCUGGCGCGAAGACCAAGGACGACACAGAGGUUGCUGACCGCACCACGGGCAAGACGGCCAAGGACCAGGGCUCAAGCCACCAGGCCAGCCGCUCUCUUCGCGAGAUCACUCUGUCGGAGCCCAUCAGAUACGCCCAGGGCGACUCCGUCGAAAAGUGGUUGAACAAGCUUCUGUGUCUGGAUGCCACCCUCCCCAAGGCCAAGGCCGGCAGCCAAGGCUGCCCGGACCCGUCCCAGUGCGAGCUGCUGAAGGUCAACCGCGAUACUCUCUUCUCUUUCCACCCUGUUCCUGAGAAGUUCCUGCAGCAGAUGGUGGCUCUCUACGUCGCCAGCCACUACAAGAACUCCCCCGACGACCUCCAACUGAUGAGUGACGCCCCCGCUCACGAGCUUUACGUGCUCAUUGCGCCGACAUCAGACGGAAAGCUUCCUGAGCCCCUCUGUGUCAUCCAGGUUGCCUUGGAAGGUAAGAUCAGCAGACAAAGCGUCAUCAACAGCUUGAGCAGAGGACAACGGCCUUCCGGCGAUUUGAUCCCCUGGCUCGUGAGCCAGCAGUACCAGGACGAUGAGUUCGCCUCCCUGUCCGGUGCGCGUGUCGUGAGGAUAGCCACGAACCCGGAGUACGUGUCGAUGGGAUACGGCACCAAGGCUCUGCAACUGCUCACCGAAUUUUACGAGCAAAAGUUCACCAAUCUGUCCGAGGAUGCCGAUCUUACCAUGGAGGAGACGCUGCCGAGGGUGACGGAUGCGGAGCUGGCCAACACAUCCCUGCUCGCAGACGAUGUCCACAUCAGAGACAUCAACAAGCUGCCACCGCUGUUUGCGAGAUUCUCUGAGAUCAGACCCGCCGCUCUGGACUACGUCGGUGUCAGCUACGGCUUGACACAGCAGCUCCACAAGUUCUGGAAGCGUGCCUCAUUCGCCCCCGUCUACCUCAGGCAAACGGCCAACGACCUGACGGGCGAGCACACGUGCGUCAUGCUCCGGCCCCUGGAGAACACCGCAGACCAGUCAUGGCUCGGCGCCUUCUCGAGAGAUUUCCAGCGGCGGUUCCAGUCGCUGCUCUCGUACCAGUUCCGAGAGUUCCAGUCUGUGGUUGCGCUCAGCAUCGACGAGUCGGCCAACGCCGGCGCGAAGCUCGAUGGCACUGAGCCUACGGCUCUGACCAAGGUUGAGCUCGACAGGCUCCUGACACCUUUCGACCUGAAGCGUCUCGAGUCUUACGCCAACAACAUGUUAGACUACCACGUCAUUCUUGACCUCGUCCCCACCCUGGCCAGCCUGUACUUCACGGGCAAGCUCAAGGGCGAUAUCAAGUUGACGGGUGUCCAGCAGGCUAUUCUGUUGGCCAUCGGCCUGCAAAGGAAGGAUAUGGACAUCAUCUCCCAGGAGCUGUCUCUCCCGUCUUCGCAACUUCUGGCUAUGUUCAUCAAGAUUCUGCGCAAGAUCACGGCCCACUUUGGCAGUUUGGUCAACGCUGCCGCCGAGGCCGAGCUGCCCAGGGCCAAUACCAUUGGUGUCAGCCAGGAGAAUGCGUCGGGCGCGCAUGACGACGAGGUUGUGGACAAGAGGUUCGCUCCGCUUGAGACGUCUCUCGAGGACGAGCUCGAAGAGGGAGGCGACGAGGCUCUGGCCAAGCUGCGGAAGAAGCAGCGCGAGCUUAUCGACUCCCUUCCCCUCGACCAAUAUGAAGUCGACGGCGAUGCUCCCGCAUGGGCCGAGGCAGAGCAGGCCAUCAAGGAGGGCAAGUCGGGGGUUGUCAGCAUCAAGACGGGCAAGUCAAAGCGCAAGGCGGGACCGACGGCGGCGGAGAUAUACGACGAGGCCCUUGGGGAGAAGAAGUCUCACAAGAAGGCUAAGAAGUCCAAGAAGGAUAGAGACUAA